Molecule: messenger RNA, 486 nt
Organism: Penicillium pulvis
Lineage: Eukaryota; Fungi; Ascomycota; Eurotiomycetes; Eurotiales; Aspergillaceae
Exons: 1
Coding region: 1-486 (161 amino acids)
Source: RefSeq, a predicted model, not a curated record
AUGUGGAAGAGCCUCAUCACCAGCGGCCAACAGGCCCCCCGGCGCAUUUGCCACCAAACCUCCGGCCUCUGGACACGGUCCCGAACCCCAGCAACGCGGAACCCAUUUAGCACAUCAUUGCAACUUCAGGCCGACAACAAGUCAACUCUCCAAGACCGCGAGUCGCUGAACCCCGAGCGAAACGAGGGCACCAAGUCCGGAACCGAUAAUGAGGUUGCCCACCAUCCGGCGGCCUACGACCCGCACAAUACCGCGCCAGAAAGCGAGAUGGAGGCCGCGGGGAAGGAAAAACAUGAGGAGGGUCAGGAACAUAACCCCUUGGACGUGAGCGCUGCCAACUCUGAUGUUAGUAAGUGGCGGGGACCGAAGGAAGGGGGACCUGAUCGGAAUGUUGAUAAAGAGAGUCUGAGCGGGAAGGGAACACCGAAGAAGAACCGGAGAAUAGAUGUUAAGGAGGAUGGAACUCAUGUUUCUUACCGAGACUAA